This is a messenger RNA of Micropterus dolomieu (smallmouth bass), 4531 nucleotides long. Its product is annotated as zinc finger protein 665-like. Lineage: Eukaryota; Metazoa; Chordata; Actinopteri; Centrarchiformes; Centrarchidae. The record is from RefSeq and is a predicted model, not a curated record. The coding region runs from base 98 to 3190 and encodes 1030 amino acids. The transcript has a single exon.
UAUUCUUAUUUGAGUCAAAGAAGAAAUAAAAAAUAGCCCCUGUUAAAAAAACAACACACAUCCCCCCCCCCCCCCCCCCCAUCCCCAAAAUCUAACAAUGGUUGAAGUGGCCAAACAGGACUUCUUCUUGGAGCCACUCCCAGAGCCACUACUGAUAAUCCUGUCCCCACCUCCACCUUUCUUACCUGUCCCUGGUGAACCGACUAUGUUUUGGCAUAAGUGGCUUAAAGCUUUUGAACACUAUGUUGAGGCACUUGGUGAAAACGAGCUAACCGACUCCAGUAAGUGUGUGCUGUUACAGAACUGCCUUGGACCGGAGGGUCAGCGUAUCUUCACAACACUGAUCCAGAGUGAAACCACGUACACAGAAGCCAUCUCAGCGCUGACUUCUUACUUCAGCAGUGAUCACACCUCUCAGAUGUACCGCCUUAAAUUUCAUCAGAGGGCUCAAAUGCCCGGAGAGACUGUAGAUCAGUUUGUGUUUGCGUUAGAAGAACUGCUGAGGCCUUGCAACUAUGGAGACUUAAAAGACAAACUUCUCCUGGAUCAGCUGAUUGAGAAGACAAACCUCCCACAACUCAAAGAGAGGCUGCUGUUGGAGAGGGAAACUCUGACCUUGGAUAAGGCAUUGGUUAUCGGUAAAGAGUUUGAAUCUGCGUUAAAUGAAUCUGAACUGUUUGGUGUUCAUGAGGUCAGUGUAGACAUCGGAGACUUUUUAGACCCUCCUGUUCAAAGAAAGGCCAAAAGAGGACGUCCUCGGCGUGGGGAGGAAAGGGCGAAAAACAAAACAAAACCGAGCUCGACGAAAACCCCAACAAGAUCAUCUAGAUACAAAGAUGAUUACUAUUACAGCCAUGACAAGCUCUAUUAUAGUGAUGAUGAUAAAGAUAAAUCUAAAAGAGCUAAUGAAACUAAUCUGGUUUGCGAUGUAGCCAGCGAAAAAACAGGUAAGGAUGAUGAUGAUGCUUUGUCGUCAUCAUCUCAGAGGAUGGAAGAGGGAGGCUGCGACAAAGCUUGUGAUGGUGUUGAUAACGAUGAUGAAGACUUUGUCCUCUCUUCGACUAAACGAAAAGGCCCCAACUGUCCCAUCUGUAUUGACAGGCGCUUCAGAGAUGCAAACAAGCUCGCCAGACACAUGAGGACGCACACAAAGGAGAAACCGUUCAGCUGCCCCAUCUGCGCCAUCACCUUCAGUGAGUCCUACCACAUGACCCGACACCUGAGGAACCAGCACGGUGCCGGCCCACACGUCUGCUCCACAUGUGGGAAAGGUUUAGGGAGUGCGAAAGAGCUGAAAAGUCACAAGAAGACUCACACGUCGCAAGUCAUGUCAUGUCCUGACUGUCAUGCAAAAUUCACUGACAAGGGUGCGUUUCUUAGUCAUAUAGUGACACAUGACACCGACCAGUCCACCGAGAUAGAGGGACAGAGUUCCCAGGAAAGUGAGGAAGUGAAAAACCAAGAAAUAAUCGAAUCAUGCUACAAAGAUAAUCAUGAGAGUGAUGAUUGCCGAGAUAAUGUUGAGAAUGAUGCAGACUCUCCUGAUUCUCAGGAUAAAGGGUCUGAUGCUGGUGUUAAGACUGAAGAAAAGGACACUAAUGAAGCUGAAUCUCAAGAUGGAGGCAGUCAGGAAGAAAAUGUCACCUCUAAGACUAAGACAGAAGGACAUUAUUGUCCCAUCUGUGUUGGCAGGCGCUUCAGAGGGCCAAACAAACUUGCUAGACACAUGAGGACGCACACUAAGGAGAAACCGUUCAGCUGCCCCGUCUGCGCUCUGACAUUCAGCCAGUCCUACCACAUGACCCGACAUCUGAGGAACCAGCACGACUUGGGCCGCUAUAUCUGCUCUAAAUGUGGGAAAAGUUUAAGUACCUGGCUGGAAUUUAGAGCACACAAGAAGACUCAUGCAGUUGAAGGCCUGACAUGUCUUGCAUGUGACAAACAGUUCAAGGAGAAGGCUGCACUUGUGAGUCAUCUUAAAUUACACAAGAAGGUCCAGUCCAGCCCGCGAAGCCUCGUCUGCGGCGAUUGCGGCAAAGUAUUUGGUCGGAUGUAUCAUUUGAAAAGGCAUAUAGUGACCCAUCGCAAAGCAUCAAACGGUGAGUGUUACACAUGCCCUGAUUGUCAGAAGAAUUUUGCCUUUCCAGAAGACCUCAACAAACACCUGGAGAUUCAUGUGAAAGAAAACAAUGGGACUUGUCCAAAAUGUGAUGAAACCUUCAGUAGUCCGGAAGAACUGGAGACGCACAUGGGGGUUCAUGAAAAGUCUUACUCCUGCAACACCUGCGGCAAGAAGUUUAAGGUCGAGUAUGCGCUGAAGAAGCAUGAGCAAGGCCACAAAGAUGAGCAGUAUUAUUGUUCGUUGUGCCGCAAACGCUUUAUCAAGCUAUCUCACUACAAGAGGCACAUAAUGGUCCAUGACAGACGGGAAUCCAGAUGUCCACACUGUGACAGUGUCUUUCUAAAGUUAACAGCUUUGAAGUAUCACUUGCGGACUCAUACAGAAGAAAGACCGCACCAGUGUACCUGUUGUAUUGAGACCUUUGAGGAGAAGGAAGAGCUAGAGCAACAUUGCCUCAAACACAGGAAAUUCAAGAGGCAGAGGCCGUACUCGUGCACUCGGUGUGAUUUCGCUUUCUCUACACUAAUUGAGCUGACAGAGCACAUGAGCUCCCACGAGGGCGAGCAGCCGCUGAACUGCCCCGACUGUGGCAGGACUUUCUUGAACAAAAACAAGCUGGAGAAGCACAUGAGCCUUCACACGGGGGAGAGACCUCACCUCUGCUCUGUCUGCGGCAACGGCUUCCCCUCAGCCGCCAGUCUCAAGUUACACAUCCACAUCCACACCGGAGAAAAACCCUUCCAGUGUUCGCAAUGCAGCAAGAGUUUCAGGUCAUCCAGCGGGCUGCGGCUGCACAGCAGACAGCACAUGGAGGUGCGGCCCAGCUACAAGUGUCCCGAGUGCGACAGGACUUAUGGUCGCAUGACUGAGCUGAAGAUGCACCAACGCUAUCACACGGGGGAUAAACCGUACGCAUGCACCUGCUGCAACAAACGCUUUAUUAGCAAAGACAAACUGAACGUUCACAUGAGGAUACACACAGGCGAGAGGCCAUACUCCUGUCCCCACUGUGGACAAACCUUUACACAGACGGGGGAUAGAAACAGACACAUCAGUAAAUACCACUAGUUUGAUACUGUAGUAACAGAACUCCAGUGAAGCAGCUUCGGUUGUUGCUUUGGAAUUAUCGCACCAGUGUUUUUGCAUGUUUGCAGGGGUAGGUAGCAUUAAGAUUUUUCUCUUAUUUGAGAAAAUAUUAAUCAAAAUAUGUUGAAUGCCAAUUUAGGCAGAUUUAUGCUGCCAUGAACACUAAAUACGUCACACAUGAUGAGGUUAUGUGAUUGUUUUUGGUAGAAUAAAGAAGAAUAUAGAUCUUCUCUCUCGUUGAAGAAAAAAAGAAGAAAAUCCUAAACACCAUCUCAAAGUAAGGCUUUUUAAAGUGAUCAACAUGAAGAGAGAUUAACAUGUAUGAAAGUCUUUGUCUUCUCAAAUGUUAAAUGUCUAAACACAAGCAGUUUUAAAAUAACUUUUCAUAAAGAGAAUAGUCUGGUCACUGUAAAUAAUGAGUUACUGAUGGGGUAAUGAUCAUUACUAUUAUUAAGGAUUUAUUUAUUAUUACCAAACAUUAACAUCAUCAGCAUUUACAGUGGGAUUAUGGAUUGUGCUUUUAAGGACGGUCUGAUGUCUAAGACACUAAGCUGUCAAACAGCAACCUCCUUAGUGCAGGAAACUACAAAUUCACUUGACUUCAUGUUUGCUGGGUUUGAUUUUGUUGAAAACAUAGCUCAUGAAUGUGGUGCUUCUUGUUGGCAGACUUUAACUUAAUGGAUAGUGGGCUAAAACAUGCAAAAGCACUGAUUUCUCUGUGCAGUACAAGCCUUCACUGUUACCAUCCAAAUAGUUUGUUACUUCAUACCUCGGCCUUCUUCUAUAUCACUACAUUGCCACAAAUGACACUAAAAGAUUUCAGAGCUUGAGUUUCACUACUUUUUAUUGUAUGUUUUGUUUUGCUUUUUGCAAUAUUUUUAUUUAGGCUUCUCCGUACUGUAAGUGUAAUGCAUUCACUUGAGAAAAAAAGAUUCUGCUCUGUUUUUCUGAAUUAACGAGACACCUCAAAAUCCCAAGAGAAGCUCUCAUUUAGCUUGAAUUAAAGCAAAAAUGUCCUGCCUGUUUAGUUUAAUCCAGUUUUAAUUUUGGUUUGAGACAUUGGGAGAUAGUCUUGUCUUUCAGAAAUGUAGAUGGUAUCUGUAUUCGUUUAUCUACCCUGUCACCGUAUAGGCCUAGCACUGUUGCUGUUGGUCGUUCAGGCUGAUGGCCUGCUCUCUGCAGGAUUUUGAGGCAUGUCGUUGAUUCAGAAAAACGGAGCAGCAUUUUCUUUUCAGCAUUACGCUUCCGUAUCUCUGUAAUCAAGCAUUUUGUUACUGUGUUUAGAAAAGUGCCAUAAAAAUAAAACCAUUAUUCACUCUUCUA